Molecule: messenger RNA, 812 nt
Organism: Yamadazyma tenuis ATCC 10573
Lineage: Eukaryota; Fungi; Ascomycota; Pichiomycetes; Serinales; Debaryomycetaceae
Biological process (GO): intracellular protein transport; vesicle fusion; Golgi vesicle transport
Cellular component (GO): endomembrane system; SNARE complex; membrane
Molecular function (GO): SNAP receptor activity; SNARE binding
Source: RefSeq, a predicted model, not a curated record
UCACAAAACAUCACACCAACUAUCAAUGAGCAUUGAUCCAUUUACAGAUGUGGAGGAGGAUGCCUGGCUGCAAAUACGAGUGUUGGACUCGAUCAUACUAAAUGCAGACAUCAUAACCGAAGAGCUAAAGCUUGAUUUUUCCAAUGGAUUUCAAGAGCUAGAAGAGAUUAUAACAGAUUUAAAUGAAGCCCUCAACGUAUCACAAGCUAAUCCCCAGCAGUUUCAAUUGACAGUAGCUGAUAUCGAGAACAGGCACGGUGUUUUGGAAAAGUUGGAGAAGAAGAAACGUUCACUUUCGAGUAUCUGGAAGGAGAAGACGAACGACAGUAAGCGUCUGAGACCAGUGACCGCGAUGUCAAACAGAAUAUCUCAAGAUGGAUCCAAUCCAUUCACUGACCAGCAUAAAAUAGAUGGCGAAUUCGAGCAGUUCCAGCAACAGGAAAUGAUCAGAGACCAAGACUUGCAAUUGGAUACGAUUCACGAGACAAUGAGGAACUUAAAUCAACAGGCUAUGAUCAUGGGGUCAGAACUCGAGGAUCAAGGAAUGAUGCUCGACGAGUUGGACACCAACUUGGACCGUGUGGACAACCGGCUACAAAGAGGACUCAAGCGAGUCAACUGGAUCAUCGAAAAGAAUAAAGAAAGAGGUAGUGAUUGGUGUAUCGGCAUCUUAGUGGUUGCGUUAGUGGUACUUUUAAUCCUUCUAAUAGCGGUAUAAAAGUGUACCUCGCUUAGUUUCACAACAUAUACAUAGGUAAUACAAGUAUGUUCUUGGUAGUCAGUAAAAGAAGUUAUUCCAUUACUUAAGGUGU